UUAACACCUUGUACUGCAACAGCUUCUUUAAUUUCUUUCUUCACAACGUUCAAUCCUAUAGCUAGCUAGCUUGCAAUUCCAAUCAUGGCAAGCAGGAUUUAUGCACCUUCUUCUUUUCUCUUCUUGCUCAUCAUGAUAAUUAGCACGGGACUGAUUGGUUCUGGCGGUUCUCAUGGCAACUCUGACCAUGGAAAGUCUUACAUAAUCUACAUGGGCAACCGGCACGAAGGAGGUGAAGCCGCUGCUCAGUCUCUUCACUUGAACAUGUUACAGCAAGCUAUUGGCAGUGAAUUUGCUUCGGAAUCUCUUCUCCAUAGCUUCAAGAGGACAUUCAACGGGUUCGUAGCCCACCUCACCGACCACCAAGUCUCAAAGAUCGCUGGGAUGCCAGGAGUUGUAUCAGUGUUCCCCAACAAAAUCAACAAGCUCCUAACCACAAGAUCAUGGGACUUCAUGGGCUUCUCUCAGCAACGAGCUCGGAGAACAUCCCUGGAAAGUGACGUCAUCAUAGGAGUCUUCGACUCCGGGAUCUGGCCGGCGUCGGAAUCAUUCCACGACGAUGGGCUCGGCCCUCCGCCGGCGAAGUGGAAGGGCUCGUGCCAGUUCCCUCCCAACAACUUCACCUGCAAUAACAAGAUCGUUGGGGCCAAAUUCUACCGCACCUCUAAUAGCACGUUCGCCGCCGGCGACGCUCGGUCACCGGUGGACUCCAACGGGCACGGGACCCACGUGGCGGCCACGGCGGCGGGCAACCUGGUCGGCGGGGCAAGCCUUUACGGGUUCGGCGAAGGUACGGCACGCGGCGGGGUGCCGUCGGCUCGGAUCGCCGUGUACAAGGUGUGCUGGGCGGACUCGUGCUACUUCAGCGACAUACUGGCGGCUUUCGACGACGCCAUCGCCGACGGCGUGGAUUUGAUCUCGCUCUCCCUCGGGGCGGAAAUCAGCCGGGACCAUUUCGAGGAUCCGAUUGCGAUUGGGUCGUUUCACGCGAUGAAGGAAGGGAUACUGACCGUGGAUUCGGCCGGGAACGACGGCGUUCAGGGGCUUUACACGGUCAGGAACUUCUCUCCGUGGUCGCUUUCCGUGGCGGCCACUGCCAUUGACCGCCAGUUCUUUGCCCAAGUCCGGUUGGGAAACAAUCAAACUUUCCAAGGCAUCGCAAUCAACACAUUUGACAUUGGGAACACUAUGUACCCCAUCAUUUAUGGAGGAGAUGCCCCUAACAUCAGUGGCAAUUUCAGCAGCUCCAUAUCAAGGUUAUGUGCAAACAACUCGUUGAAUCCCGAUUUAGUAAGAGGCAAAAUUGUGUUGUGUGACUCCAUAGUCGGCGCACUUGUCCCUGUUUUGGCCGGCGCGGUGGGUUCCAUAGUCGCAAUCGACCGUCCCGCCGGAGCACCGGCCGAGAAUCCUCCGUCACCGGUUUCAGUUUUGACUAGGCGUCAAGGUUCCACCAUCCUAUCCUACAUAAGAUCCACAAGGAAUGCAACCGCUACUAUAUCAAAGAGCAACGUAGGGAAGGACGAACAAGCGCCUUAUAUUGCCUCAUUUUCAUCUCGAGGCCCAAAUCCAGCCAUCCUUGACAUUCUUAAGCCGGACAUAUCAGCACCCGGAGUCAACGUCCUCGCCGCCUGGCCCCCAAACGUGCCAAUCACUCCCUACCCAGCCGAAACCCGAACCUCUCGGUUCAACUUCCAGUACGGCACCUCAAUGGCCUGCCCCCACGUCACCGGAGCCGCCGCCUACGUCAAAUCGCACCACCCCAAAUGGUCCCCCGCCGCCGUCAAAUCCGCCAUUAUGACCACCGCCGUCCCCAUGAGCCCCGAGGCCAACCCGGACGCCGAGUUCGCCUACGGCUCCGGCCACCUCAACCCGCUCGGCGCCAUCGACCCCGGCCUCGUCUACGACGCCGGGGAGCCCGACUACGUCAGGCUGCUGUGUGGGCAGGGGUACAACACCACGGCCGUGCAGAUGAUUGCGAGAGAUAACUCGAGUUGUUGGGAGAGAGGAAACGAGACCGUGUGGGAUUUUAAUUACCCUUCUUUAGCGGUUUCGGCCACGGCUGAGGAGGUGGUGACUAGGGUUUUUAAUCGGGUGGUGACAAAUGUUGGAGGGAGUGGGAAUGCGAGUUAUAGGGCGGUGGUGGAGUCGCCGGAAGGGGUUAGGGUUCGGGUGAGUCCUGGGGUGUUGGGGUUUAGAGCGGUGGGGGAGAGGUUGAGGUUUGUGGUGACGGUGGAAGGUGCGGUGGCGGCGAAUUCGACGGUGUCCGGGUCGUUGGUUUGGGACGAUGGUGUUCAUAAGGUUAGGAGCCCGAUUGUGGUGUUUGAUUCGGCUAUGUAGAGAGACAUCCAAUGAGUUUUAUGGUAGUAAAUUUUUGUAAGGUUU
Linum trigynum is the source of this 2382-nucleotide messenger RNA. The record is from the annotation of a GenBank genome assembly. NCBI's taxonomy places the organism in Eukaryota, Viridiplantae, Streptophyta, Magnoliopsida, Malpighiales, Linaceae.